Cercospora beticola is the source of this 1793-nucleotide messenger RNA. RefSeq lists its product as uncharacterized. The record is from RefSeq and is a predicted model, not a curated record. NCBI's taxonomy places the organism in Eukaryota, Fungi, Ascomycota, Dothideomycetes, Mycosphaerellales, Mycosphaerellaceae.
UGACAUUCUAUUUGUAGUGCAACAACCACAUACUCCGUCAGCAGUUCGUCGGUCGGUUCGGUGCCACACGGAUGAUCGCCGAGCCCAUCGUUUAGCGUGGCUCUUCCUUCCUGAUUCGUGCGCGCUUUCCUGUACUCCACUCCACUCAGUUGGCACUUCCCUGGUGCGGCGGCACUUCACCAACUCCAGUCUCGCCCUCUCCUUCGCUUGCCCCUCGAGCCUGAAGAAGAAGUGCUCCGCGGGCGGACGAAGAAUCGACAUCGAGAACAGUAAAAACAGAGCACAACGUGGCAGAUUUGUGAACAGGAGAGGAAGAGGCCGGGAGAGACACGGACAGAAUCCCCAUUGCGAAGACCAGGUCGCUUCCGCUCGCUAUCGCCCUUCGUGCUAUCUCAUACCAUACCACUUCCGUCCGCCGCUAUUCACCAGACUCGUAUCAUCAAUUGGGAACAUAUCAGACACACGGAAACUAGCAAGGGCUUGAUUCUAGAUCGCUCGGAAAGUGCAUUGGGUCAUCACAGCGUCCGGCGUGACAUACGACACAGCAAACAACCACAUCGGCUGAUCACCAAUCAAUGGCCUCAUCAUCACAAGACGCCGUGGCAGGGGCUUCUCUCCCAACAACGAGUACUGCUCGAGCGCUAUCCGAAGAGGAGAACAAACCCGUCGAGAUGACCAACUUGGAUACCGCGGCGGCGAGCAAUGCCAUCCCAGAGACACCUGGCACUCCUGCCGUAUUCGAAGAUGCCCUCCAGACACAGCCUGAAGCAGCGGCAACAGCAGCGACAACAACAUCGCAACAACAACAAACACAACCACCCACGUCUACCACCACCACCACUGCACCCAACCUCACCCGAACCGAAACAGAACAUCUCGGCCCCGCCGCAGAAGACCACGCUCCCAUCGCACCCAGUACAACCUCCACCUCAGGACCCCAUCUCAUGAUCUCAUUAAUGCUCAUCACGGGCGCGCGACACCCCUAUAAAAUCGACGAGAAAUAUCUCCGGAAUCGAAAAGUCACAGCCCAGAAUAGCGCAGGCGAAUUCGAUCCGAGGGAAUUGAGCGGGUAUCAAUUGAAAGAGCUGAUUUGGACGGAUUGGAGGCAGGAAUGGGAGCCACGGCCGAGUAGUCCCGGGCGGAUAAGGUUGAUUGUUAUGGGGAGGAUGAUUGAGGAUAAGGGGUUGUUGAAAGAUCUUCCCUUUAAUAUGGCUUCGACGAACGUUGUUCACAUGACUGUCAAGCCGGCGGAUAUUAUCGACGACGAUGAGGCAGCGAAUGCUAAGAGCACCGGGAAGGCGGUGCGACAACGAGAGACAGAAGAGCAAGGUGCGGGUUGCAGGUGUGUCAUACUAUGAGGCUAUCGAACAACUGCUCGUACAAAGGUUAGAGAGUUGCACCAGGGAGACAUUGUGACCAGCUGAGUGCGCAGCGAAUGAGGACGCUGGGUCGGAAGAGACAUACCGAAUGUACAUGGAAGUGAGGCGAGGCCCCUCGAGCUGUAGAGAAGGGGACAAAGCUGGUGCACAUUUCUUGACAGAAGCAUCAUUCACAUAUGGGCGUUAGGGAUGGGGAAAGGGGAGCGGACGGUCGUCACAGCAUAUCUGGCAUGGAGCGAUGGGUCUAUCUUUUUGCACGAAAUCAUAUUGCCUUCUUUCAUCAGUGGGCGCAUUCCGGACCAUGCUUUCCUCUCUCACGCUGAGGACUGCUUUCCUCUGGCUUCUUGGAGGCCGUGUAGCAUAGAUGGAGCGUGGAGGACAGCGCAGACGAGGUACGAUGUCACUUAUCCAGCG